This is a messenger RNA of Trematosphaeria pertusa, 1735 nucleotides long. RefSeq lists its product as uncharacterized. Bases 1 to 1461 code for a protein of 486 amino acids. The record is from RefSeq and is a predicted model, not a curated record. NCBI's taxonomy places the organism in Eukaryota, Fungi, Ascomycota, Dothideomycetes, Pleosporales, Trematosphaeriaceae. The transcript is spliced from 2 exons.
AUGAAGAAGAAGGACAGGGCAGCCGUGCCAUGCUCGCAUGCCGAGUUUGACGCUCUUCCUGAACCAGUGCAGAGAAAGUACUUUUCAUCCCUCGAGCGCCUCCGCAUUGCAGAGCAGCACUCGCUCCUGGACCAGCCGCCCCAACACCGCGCUAGUUCACGCCGCUCCUCCACCACUCCCCAAGGUUCAAUUGCGAUCCACCGCUCGAUUCUUGCGGCGGGAUCGUCGCGGCGCCGACUCAGGAAAGCCGAGAGUCUAAAGCAGGACCGCAGCGUCGCCCAGGCCGACGCGCACUUCUUCCUCUCGCUCCCCGACAAGCUGAGGAAGUCGCAGUUCUCGCGCGAAGAGCAGGUGCUCCUGGUUGGCAGGUGCGACCAACAGCAACAGCAACAGCGACUGCCCCGCGGAACCCCCGUCCACACUGAGCGCGCCGACCAGCAUUUUGGCGGCUUCCACUUCGACUUCUACGACGACUCGGAGAGCUCGAUUGCGCGCGGCCGCUCGCGAAGACGGGCGUCGUCCCUUUCCUCGGUGAGCCCUACCAGACCGUCCACCGCCCGGACGCAGCAAGAGCAGGACCGCGAUUCCGAGAGCAGCCUGCUGUGCCUCGACAGCAUGAGUCCGCCGACCUCGUACCAGGCGGCAACGUCGAGCUUCAGACGGACCAUGUCGCUCACCAGCAUGCCCCUCCGCACUUCUACUUCGUCCGCACCGGUGGCCGCAGAGCCGCCUCUCUCUGCCCGUGCGUGGCACCAACGCGCUCACUCGCAGUCUCUGUCUGGCCGGCGUUCCUCCCACACCCCCACCCCACCAGUGUUCGACCCUGAGGCGACGCAUUACCGGGACCCCGAAGCAAGGAAAAAGCUGCGCAUGUACCUUGCUUCGCCGCAGAAAUUUGACGAGGCCGUCGAGUUUGGCUUCCCGUCUUCCUCUGGGGAUGACACCAUGCCUCCCCGCUACCAGCUGCCUCCCAUCAAGACGGAUGCCCGAAACUUCAGUCGAGACAUGCAGACCUUCCUGCGCGACGACAAGGUGUCUUUCCUCGAGGACGACGAGGAGGACAAAGGUCUGGAAUCUGAUGGCGACUCUUUGGCCGAUCUCGAAUCUCCCGUCACCCCGUCGAGCACCGGGCUCUCCUUCCGGUGCCACACGAGGCACGUGUCCUCGAAUUUCUCGUCCAUGGACUCCAACGGCCUCCCUCUGGUUCACCCAAUGGGCGGACGCCUGAAUCGCGAGAUGACUCUGAGGAUGACGCUCACGCGUCCUGACCUGAGGGCCGACGAGGAUCAGCUGUACGGCUGGCAAGCGCCGAAGGGAAGCAAAGACGACCCUUUCGCGCUCGAGGAACUCACUCUCAGCGACGACAUGACCGGUUCCAAGGGGCCGUUCUACGUCAAGCCGAAGCCGCACGGCAACCUUGUCAGCCGGCUCUUCAAGCGCGCUAGCAAGAAAGGACGGUAGAUGCCACGCCACCUGCCUCGAUGCUCACGAUCUACGAGAGACGAAAAUACCGGCUUUAAUGGAACGCUUGACGGGUAAUAGCAACAAAUCUCACGAAAGUCACGUCCGAUCACCAACGGCAUGAUCUCCUUUCUAAUUCGCCUUCUCAAAAUACCACUUUCUACCGAUUCACUUUACGAGGUACAUGUGCUGCACUUUAGCGGGCGUUCACCGGUUAUGGUCGGAGGACGAGGUGUGCUCAGCUGAGAAUACCAUUUUCCUUUCCUGUGUACGA